AUGUUUUUGAACAAGUUCAAACCAUUUCAAGACUUGUCCUUUGAAGGAGGAUCCAUUACAUUGGCGUUUAAUGCUUCGAGUCAUCAGAUAAAUCAUGAAAUGAAAGCAAAUAAGGCAACAUUACAAUUCUUGGCAAAAACCAAGUCCAUUAAGGAACAGAAAUGGCGUCACUUGUCGAUCUAUACCAAAAAUCCAACUCUCAUUGACAACAUGUCUUUGAUCUUUGUCAUUUGUGGACAACAAAGUUUGGCAGGAAAUGUUGGAACCAAAGAUUCUAAGAAUUUCAGUGUUCUCAGCAGCGCAAGAUAUAAUUUGGAACAACUCACCAAAUUGGCACGAUCCAUGCAUGUUCCAAUUCUCGUGACCGAUGUCAUCAAAAAAAGCAACAGAAGGAUUCUUCCUUACGAGAUUUAUUGA
Naegleria fowleri is the source of this 417-nucleotide messenger RNA. RefSeq lists its product as uncharacterized. Lineage: Eukaryota; Heterolobosea; Eutetramitea; Acrasida; Naegleriidae. The transcript has a single exon. The record is from RefSeq and is a predicted model, not a curated record. Bases 1 to 417 code for a protein of 138 amino acids.